AUGCCACACUCCGGAGCAUUCGAAACUCCGGCCAAAUUCGAGGAUUCGGGGUGCCUGGCGUCCUUGAUGGAUGUCGAAGUGUACGCCAACGACGCCUGUGGUCUCUCUGUCCGUCAACGAUCCGCAAAAAUGGCCAAGUCCAAGAACCACACCGCGCACAACCAGACCCGCAAGGGUGAGUAGCGAGCGAGCGCGCGCACGCGAGGACGAGACGGAGGAGAGACGGGCGGUGGGAAGAAGGCGCGGUGGGGUGACGAGGGACGGACCUUGGGAUAGCGGCAGCGGAGAGAGCGGUCGCGGCGCGGGCGUUCAACGCGCCGAGAAGCGCUGCGCAGGAGAGCUGCCGCACCCACGAACUCGAACCCCACUCCCCGAGAAUCGUCAUGAACCGAGCGCGAGGAGGUACGGGACACAGCUAACGCCCAGCCCACCGCAACGGCAUCAAGCGUGUUGCCACCCAGCGCUACAAGUCGCUCAAGGGUGUCGACCCGAAGGUGUGUAGAGGGUUACAUUAGUCUGGGCGUAUGCUGACAUCCGCUCUUUCGUCUGAUCCGUCCGCCUAUCGACUCGCGCUGUGUGUUCUCGUCUCGUUUGCCCCCCCAUCACCUCGACCCGUAUCACCCUUCUCCCAUCCGGCGCACUCUCCACCUUUCCUGCAUCAACACCGAUUACUACGAACCUCUUCGACUUGUUAUCCCCGUCCUUCCGCGCUCGCUUGAAUUCCCCUCCGAUUUCCUCGCCCACGUUAUACCCUCCAGUUCCGCCGCAACGCCAAGUUCGCUGCCCAGGGCACCCAGAAGGCCGUUGCCGCCGCCAAGAAGGCGUCGGCAUAAGCGUCUGUAGUGUUGCAGUGUACCAUCAUUUCACGGGAUGAGACCAUUGGCCUAGC
Cutaneotrichosporon oleaginosum is the source of this 889-nucleotide messenger RNA. RefSeq lists its product as uncharacterized. The record is from RefSeq and is a predicted model, not a curated record. Lineage: Eukaryota; Fungi; Basidiomycota; Tremellomycetes; Trichosporonales; Trichosporonaceae.